AUGGUUCAUAGUCAGGAGAGGGUUGAGAGGGAGGCCAAGAGGCCUUGUAGACAGGGAGGAUUUAGUGGUUCUCCUUCUAGGGGUCAGUUCCAGUACGGUAGAGGUCGUCCUUUCAGACAUGCUCACACGACUCGUUCAGGUCACCGUGGUGCAUCAUCUGGCCAUUGUUCUCAUAGUUAUCAGCAGGGCCAUUCAUCUCCGGGUUUGUCGAUGCCAGGUCCUUCUGCCAGUUAUCCCGGUGCUCGGGGCUCCCUUCAGUCCCCUGCACCAGCACUGGGGAGUUGUUAUGAGUGUGGGGAGUUUGGUCACAUGAGGAGGGAGUGUUCCCGUAUAGUGGGAGGUCCUGCUCCACAGAGGAGCCAUUCUAUGUCAUCAUCACCAGCCCCUCCACCACCCGCUCAGCCAGCCCGGGGUGAAGCCCAUUCGGCUAGGGGUCGCCUGAGAGGGGGAG
Nicotiana tabacum (common tobacco) is the source of this 451-nucleotide messenger RNA. The record is from RefSeq and is a predicted model, not a curated record. Lineage: Eukaryota; Viridiplantae; Streptophyta; Magnoliopsida; Solanales; Solanaceae.